Molecule: messenger RNA, 2538 nt
Organism: Lodderomyces pseudojiufengensis
Lineage: Eukaryota; Fungi; Ascomycota; Pichiomycetes; Serinales; Debaryomycetaceae
Gene: UME6
Product: Zn(II)2Cys6 transcription factor UME6
Exons: 1
Coding region: 1-2538 (845 amino acids)
Biological process (GO): regulation of transcription by RNA polymerase II
Molecular function (GO): zinc ion binding; DNA-binding transcription factor activity, RNA polymerase II-specific
Source: RefSeq, a predicted model, not a curated record
AUGACUCCACCUGUUACAACGGCAGCCUCACCAACAUCAUCUAUUGAGGCAGAAGAUACAAUCCUACUACCUUCUUCAGCCAUGAAUUCUUCAUCACCAGUUAAAAAAACUUUUAAUUUUGAUAAUAAUGUUUUACAAAAUAAUCAACAACAUCAUCAAUAUCCACAACAACAACAAUUUCAUCAUCAGCAACAACACAAUCAACAACUACCACAUGAGAUUCAUAAUUAUUCUGAUAAUAUCCAUCAAAAUAUACAUAACAAUGCAAUUUAUGAUAAUCAUGAUUUAAAUCGACCUUCAAUGUUAGAUCAAUUAUUACAAUUUGAUAAUUAUAAUUUACCACCACCUCCAUCAAUUCUUUUACAUUCAAAAAAUUAUAAUAAAAAUGAAAUUUAUAAUACUAGUAAUUCUUUUGAAACAAAUCAAUCAUCAUCUGAUUAUGCUGCUGCUGUUAAUAAUCCUGAAGAAUAUGAUUAUAAUUCACCAACAACUUCAAAUUCACAACAAGCUGCUCAAGAUUUUAAUUCAUCAAUUAAUAAUAAUCAAAAUUCUUUUUAUUCAAAUUCUCAAGCUAUAAAUUCAGUUACAUCAAUAAAUAUUGUAGAUCAAAAUUAUACAAAUUCAAAUAAUUUUUAUAAAAUUAAUGAUUAUACAAGAAGAUCAUCAUUACCAAAUCAACAAGAUACUUCAAAAUUUAUAAAUGCACUGAAUAAUGAUGCUGAUGUAUUUGAAGCUGAUAAUGAUUUUUCAAAUUCCAAACUAAAAGAAUUUGAAUUAGCAAAUGCUUCAUUAGAUUCAAUACCACAAUUUAAUCAUUCAAGUAUUAAUCAAGAUUUAACAAAUUAUCAAUAUCAUGAUACAAUUCCUUCACAACGUAUUAGACAACAAUUACAAUUACAACAACAACAACAACAACAGCAAAAUAUAUCAGUUCAACAAACUCCUUUACAACAAACAUUUUUACAACCACCUUCAAUACAUUUUCAAAAUGAAUUUCUGCCACCAAAAUUUAAUCAACAUAAUUAUCAACCUCCAACUCAUAUAAAUACUACUACAACAACAAAUUAUAAUUCAAGUUUAUCAAGUAAAGAUUUUACAAAUACUCCAAUUUUUUCAGAUAUUUCAAGUUUUUCAUCAAAUUCUUCAUUUCAACAACAUUAUAUUCAAAAUCAAAAUCAGCAACAACAAACUCAACAACAACAACAUUCAAAACCAAUAACAAAUUUAAAUCUUAGUGAUGAUUCAUUACCUAAAAAUUUUAAAUUAAUGAAAAGUCCCAUUUUAUUAUCUUCGUCAUCAACAUCAACUCCAAAUUCCGCGAAUAAUCAUCAACAUAGAAUUAUUAAAAAAUCAUCAUUAUCAAGAAUUAAUACAAGUUCAAGAAAAAAUUUAAAUUCUGCUUUAACUUCAUCAUUAAAUAAAUCAUCAAUCAAUGUUAGUAAUUCUAUGGAAGUUGGUGGUGGUAGUGGUAGUACUAAUGAUAGGAUUAAUUCUCAAAUUAAUAGGACUCCAUCAGAAUUAUCAAAUUCAACUUUUACAAAUUAUAAUCAACAAUCAUUACAACAACAACAACAAAUUCAACCUCAUUAUCAUAAUUUUCAAUCUCAAAAUAUAAAUUUAUUAAAUCAACAACAACAACAACAACAACAACUACAACAAAGAUCAUAUUCUCAACCUCAUAAUGAUCAUAAAUCAAUUUCAAAUAUUUCACAAUCAUCUAAUUCUUUUCCAUCUAAUAAUAUUGAUAUGAUUCCAUUACGUCAAAAUUCAGAACCUUUAAUUACAUUAUCAACUCAAAAAUUAGGAGAUAGUCAAAGUCAUCAACAAACUCAAGGUAUAAUAUUAAAAUCAUCAAAAUCACCAAUUCCUAUUGAAUCUUCAUCUACUAAUUCUGCAUCUACAACUGUUCCAUCACCAACAACAUCCACUCCAACAUCAACAUCUAAUACUACAACUACAAAUAAAAAAACUUUAAAACCCAAACAAUCUAAAAAAUCAUUAAAUCCAAAAAUCAAAAAAGAAUCUACUAAAAAAUCAAAAACUCAAAAUACAUUGUCAAAUAGAAUAGAAGAUAUUCAUUCACCAACACCAUUACCAUCAACUUCAUCAUCAACAACAACAGAAGAACAACAACAACAAGAACAAGAAAAGAAAAAAUAUACAAGAAGAAGAUUAUUACCAAGAUCAAAAAAGGGAUGUUGGAUAUGUAGAAUAAAACAUUUAAAAUGUGAUGAAAAUCAACCAAUAUGUGGAGGAUGUUUUAAAUAUGGUUUAAAAUGUGAUUAUAAUUUAUUAAAACCUGAUUAUGUUGUUGAUAAAUUUAAAAGAAAAGAAAAAUUAAAUGAAAUUAGUAUAUUAAGAAAAAUUCAUCAAAAUAAAAUUAAAAAUUUACAAAAUAAUAAUCAUAUUCAAAAUAAUCAAGAUAAUACUAGUAAUAUUCAAAAUACUUCUGAAAAUAUAAGUAGUGAAUGUUAUGAAUCUGUUAGUGAAGAUAAUAGUAAUGGUGAAGUUGGUGAUUCAAAAGAUUUAAAUAAUUAA